CACCUUGGCUUUGUAUUAUUAACGAUCCAGCGAGCCCUCAGGUCUAAGCGACAGUGUGCACACUCAGAAUUUUGUUUUAGAAAAUGUCCGAGAAGGGUGCUGUGGGAUCAUGGUCGACUGGCUUAUGCGACUGCUUCUCUGAUUGCGGCAACUGCUGCCUCACGUUGUGUUGCCCCUGCGUUAGCUUUGGAAGGAUAGCUGAGAUCGUGGACCAAGGAACAACCUCUUGUUGUGUACAUGGAACACUUUUCUGUCUACUUGGUGGUUUUACAUAUUUUGCGGGUAUCUACACGUGCUUGUACCGUACAAAAAUAAGGAGGCAAUAUGGGAUUGAGGGUCACCAAUGCACCGAUUUCUUGUCGAGUUGCUUCUGCUCCCACUGCGCCAUUUGCCAAGAGCACCGUGAACUCCAAGCCCGUGGAUUCCGCGUCUCUGCUGGUUGGGAAGGGAAUGUGCAAAUGCAAACGAGCGGCGUGACGGCGGCUCCGGCGGUGGAAGGUGGCAUGAGCCGUUAGUGGUGAUGUCGUAAUCGAUUCUGGUGUCGUUUAGUGAGUGUGAGUGAUAAUGGAAUAAGUUGUCCAAGACUUGGAAGGAUAUCAUCAUGCGUGCUCCACCACAUGUGUGUGUCCUGUGUGUCUCCAAUAAUUCCAAGUCCAACAAGUAUGCGUCUCUCUCUCUCUUCAAAAUUUAAUAAACUUAAGGUUUAAUUAUUUUUCUUUA
This is a messenger RNA of Cajanus cajan (pigeon pea), 720 nucleotides long. Its product is annotated as protein PLANT CADMIUM RESISTANCE 1. The record is from RefSeq and is a predicted model, not a curated record. NCBI's taxonomy places the organism in Eukaryota, Viridiplantae, Streptophyta, Magnoliopsida, Fabales, Fabaceae.